AACUUAAAGUGGGAUUCUGAAUAAGUAUAAAUGCUAAUUAAAUUCCGUUUUGAUAUUAUUGAAGAUACACGUGUGCAGAUUUGUUAAAUGGUUUGACCGAAUGUAAACGGUUGAAAAAUGAUUUAGUUGUCUUAAGUGUCAGAGGCUGGGCAGAAGGCUUCAACGAGACCAACUGAAAACGAAACUGAUGAAACAUCAGUUUCAGUUCAGAUUUCUUACUGUUUAGAUUUGUUAAAUGGUUUGAACUAAGAUAAACGGUUGACAAUUGAUUUAGUUACGAUGUCUUCAAUAGUCGAAGUGUCAGAAUAAAGAUCUCAAUAUCUAGGGUUUGAAUGCUACAGCAUUCACACUAAUAAUUUGUUUUUAUUGAAUGAAAUGCGAGUCAACAUUUGGUUUAUGUGCGGCUCGACUGAGUUUGGGAAUCAGGUUUUGUGUGAAGCUGAAAUCACAGCAUCUCCUGCAAACACAUUGGACAGGAAAAGUCAAGACCACCAACUUGUAUAAAAGAGGAGUAAAGGACAGUAGAAAGGUAAAAGAGUAGCAGUAGAAACAGGAUGACUUGACUUGGAAGGGACUCCAAUACGCUGCUAUUCAACAUGUCUCAAUCAGACAACAUGAUUCAACGUACCUGCUUCGUGGAGAUCGACGACGCCUGUGGUGUCUACGCCUUAUCGGACCCAGGGUUGUUCCUGGUGAGCGGAGGGUGCAGUGUGCCUCUGCCUCCUCAAAUCAAAAAGCGCUCCAAAGCCAGCGCCAACUUCACCAGCACCCUGCUGACGGCCUGUGGCUCGGUGGGCGUCUUCACCUACGACCUGGUCCACGAUCAGCACAGAGACUACAACGCCGUGCUGGCCGUCAUGUUCUCGGUGCCCUUUGACUACAACCUCUACAGCAACUGGUGCGGCGCGGGCAUCUUGAACCGCGGCACUGAAUGCGACAAAGACCUCUUCGACCUCAUGUACUACGGCUCGGAGAUGGGCUUCGUCCGGGUCAAAGGGGGCGCCGCUGCCAGAACGUUCAAGGGAGAGAUCGUGGAGGUGGCCGUCAACAUCACGGACUCGAGCAGGGCGGUUCUGACUGUGGAGGUCAAGGAGCUGGGGAGGUUCUAGGACCGGGGAGAUGGAGGGGGUGGCUCUCCGUCUAACCCCUGUCAGUACGACCGGAUCAUUUAUCUAUAAUCAAUAAUCAAUUGAUCAAUCAUCAUGAAUGUGGAUACAAAAAUUCUGUUCACAGGUUCACUAAAGCCACGAUAAUUAAGUUUAAUGUGUCAUUCUUUCACUCUCACCUUUUAUCCUACUCAGCUGAGUACUUCAGUGUACACUUUCCUUGAUUAACUAUACAGUAUAUGAUAUAAAACUAGUUAUAUAGUGUGCUACCA
This is a messenger RNA of Gadus morhua (Atlantic cod), 1378 nucleotides long. Its product is annotated as bryoporin. The transcript has 4 exons. The record is from RefSeq and is a predicted model, not a curated record. The coding region runs from base 597 to 1109 and encodes 170 amino acids. Gene Ontology annotation, cellular component: pore complex. Gene Ontology annotation, biological process: pore complex assembly; cytolysis in another organism; monoatomic cation transport. Lineage: Eukaryota; Metazoa; Chordata; Actinopteri; Gadiformes; Gadidae. Gene Ontology annotation, molecular function: channel activity.